AUGGGGAACACGUGUUGUGUUGCUCCUCGUGACAAAAUGAUCCUCCUGCCUAACUCAUCAUCAGCUGCUGAGAGGAGGCAUUCUCCUACUUGGAGUUUCCGCUGGGAUAAUAAUAAUAGAGGCCGUGUAGCUGGUUCCUCUUUGGACAGCUUUCGGACACAGACGAUGCAGAAGUCUCCGGCCUCAGAUUUAUCUUUUUCAAGAAAUUCUUCCAUUGAUACAGUCUUUGAGCAGAAAGAAAAGGAUUUAAUAGAAUCUGCAGCACCUUCAUACCCAUCUCCUGCACAAUUGUCUCUUUCACUUGCUUCACAACCAUCUUCUUUCCCAACGUCACCACUUCCCUCCCAGAUCUACUAUCACCCUGCAAGUUCAUCGACACUUAAUCCAACACAGCAAGUCUCCGAUGGUAAGAUCUGUGGAAUGAACUCACUUAGCAGAAGCUCAGCAACUGAAGAAGAGGAAAAGGGAACUCCUUUUAGAGUAAUUCAUAUACUACCACAGUAA
This is a messenger RNA of Brassica oleracea var. oleracea, 504 nucleotides long. RefSeq lists its product as uncharacterized. The record is from RefSeq and is a predicted model, not a curated record. Bases 1 to 504 code for a protein of 167 amino acids. Lineage: Eukaryota; Viridiplantae; Streptophyta; Magnoliopsida; Brassicales; Brassicaceae. The transcript is spliced from 4 exons.